UUGAAUUCUUUACAAUCGAUCAAUCAAUCAAAUCCUUUACACUCCACUUCACGGAUUAAAUCAAUACACUUUAAGCUUUCUUUGCUUAUUCUUCACGGAUUCAUUCCAUCUCCCUUCUUCUCUCUCUCUCCUCGUGAAUCAGAAACAGAUCUGAGAAUCAGGGGAGGAGCCACCAGCAAUGGAGUCUCUGUUAACAGUUGCGGAACUCGGUCUCUCUCUGCUACUGAUCGUCUUCUGGGGAUUCAUCUCCGUCGUCGUCUUUGAAGCUUGGAGAAGGAGACACAGUAACGUCUCUGUCCAGACCGUGACUACACUCGAGGAUCCGACAACCAGAAAGCAGGUUCCCUGCCCUCAUAUCUCCGACCCUGCUGAGAAGUAUCUGUCAUUAAUAGUUCCAGCGUUUAACGAAGAGCAGAGACUUCCUGCCGCUCUUGAGGAAACAAUGGAUUACCUUCAAGGUCGUGCAUCACGGGAUAAGAGUUUUUCUUACGAGGUGGUGAUUGUUGAUGAUGGAAGUAUUGAUGGCACAAAAAGAGUAGCUUUUGAUUUCGUCAAAAAGUACACAGUUGACAACAUAAGGUUUAUACCCCUUGGGAAGAAUCAAGGCAAAGGAGAAGCUAUAAGAACAGGAAUGAUGCAUUCGCGUGGUGAACUACUUCUCAUGCUGGAUGCUGAUGGAGCAACCAAAGUAACUGACCUAGAAAAACUUGAAAAUCAGAUUCAUGCAGUAGCCAGAGAAGAAAGUUCAAUCAGAGAUCCAGCACGAAAGCAUGCGGAUUUCAGGAUAGGUGAUGUGCAAGUAUCCGCAUUUGGUUCUCGUGCUCAUCUUGAGGAGAAAGCUCUUGCUACAAGGAAAUGGUAUCGCAACUUUUUGAUGAAGGGUUUCCAUCUUGUGGUUCUGUUGGCUGCUGGUUCUGGAAUUCGAGAUACGCAGUGUGGGUUCAAGAUGUUUACUAGAGCUGCUGCUAGAAGACUUUUCACAAACGUCCAUCUGAAAAGGUGGUGCUUUGAUGUUGAAUUGGUGUUCUUGUGCAAGCGUUUUAACAUUCCAAUGCUUGAGAUCUCUGUGAACUGGUCUGAAAUCCCCGGGUCUAAAGUCAGUCUGUUGAGCAUUCCCAACAUGCUCUGGGAGCUUGCUUUGAUGUCUGCGGGAUACAGAACUGGAAUGUGGAAGAUCAUCCAUCAACCAUGAGAAGACAUGUCGAACUAUAUACAUAGAGAGCAGAAUACUGCAGAGAGGAUACUACUUUUGAUGUCUUCUGAUCAAAGCAAGGAAAGGCAAAGGCUAUAGGAAGGAAGUUUGGUUGAAUCUAUCUUUCAUUAGAUGUAAGAAUCAUAACCUUAACAGGAUAUCAUGUGAUGACACUACUACUACAGGCUACAGCUCUAGAUUUUUCAUGUUGGUAAUAACUUAACGUUUCAAUUA
Raphanus sativus (radish) is the source of this 1426-nucleotide messenger RNA. RefSeq lists its product as uncharacterized. The transcript is spliced from 10 exons. The record is from RefSeq and is a predicted model, not a curated record. The coding region runs from base 179 to 1192 and encodes 337 amino acids. Lineage: Eukaryota; Viridiplantae; Streptophyta; Magnoliopsida; Brassicales; Brassicaceae. Gene Ontology annotation, cellular component: endoplasmic reticulum membrane.